Messenger RNA from Paramormyrops kingsleyae, 10847 nucleotides. RefSeq names its product teneurin-2-like. Gene Ontology annotation, biological process: signal transduction; neuron development; heterophilic cell-cell adhesion. Lineage: Eukaryota; Metazoa; Chordata; Actinopteri; Osteoglossiformes; Mormyridae. Gene Ontology annotation, cellular component: neuron projection; membrane. The record is from RefSeq and is a predicted model, not a curated record. Gene Ontology annotation, molecular function: calcium ion binding; protein heterodimerization activity; cell adhesion molecule binding.
CUCCGUCCCAGGCAGGCUGAACUCCAAGGAAUUUUCUCCCACUUCAAGACGUCUCACCAUUGAUCUCUCAAUAACUGCUCAUCUUCUUCUGGCACACAAAUGUCACGUGUGUCGUCCUCAACCCCAGUGGCAGAUAAUUCGUGAGCUGCUUAAGUGCGCUAUUUCUUUCCCUUUCCUUAAUGAAACCCUACGCAAUGCCAGCAUCCAUCCUGACCACCUCUUUGAUACGCAUUGACAGACGGAGCAGAUGAGUUUCACGUGUCGACGAGUCUCCUCCGUUUAUACAAACUGGCGCAAAGGCAAUAUGUAUGUGAUUAAUGAAAACUUUUAAAGGAAAUACUUUCGAUCGUGUCCAUAUUACGCUUUUUCCUGCCUUAGAAAUAACCUUUACAAACUGUCAUUUCUACUUGUAGCAGAUGCCCGUAUACAGCAAUUAAUUAAAAUAAAUACAAAGCAGUUUUGCAAAAUAGCGCUAAAGUGGCGACUGAUUCGCAUCCAGUAUUAUUUGGGGGGGGGGAAAGAAGACUGUAUAUUAUUUUAAAUUGUGGAUGCGAGAUGCGCAAAUUGAUUGCAAGCCGGAUGUUAUACCCCGCCGACACCGCGGCGAUCGGGAGAAUAUUAACGCGCGUUCAGACGUGCGGCGCGGCGCCUCUCCCUCGCUGCGAAUGGUAGCUUCCAACCCGCCUCACAUUUCACAAACAGCAGCUUCGCCCCGGAUCGUACGCUGCUCCCAUGCAGAGUGGUCCCUGUUAAAUUUUUAAGAGUGAGCCGACUAUUAGCUGUGCACAUGAUGUCCCUGUACGCGAUAAACAGCAAUACCCUAUCAACUGCGCUAUCUUGCGUUAUUCACAUUUAACUGUUUUAAACCCGCGUUUGUUGUUCAGUUCUUCCAGUCGUUAUCUAUCUUUUUAUUUUCCAAAGACGAUAGCUUAAAAAGUCGCGGAGUUAUUCCGACCACUAAAAAUAGGCAUUUAAACGAGAGAAAACAAAAGAAGUCAAGAUCGGGUCUGGCGUUCAACGUAAGGAAAGUUUCCGAUUGAAAAAGGAUAAUCCUGUAAGGAAAAGGGGGAAAAACAUCGGAGCAGGUAAAUAAUCGGCCAGCUUCAAGCAAGGAGGGUCUUUUUUUGGAGCUGGCUCAGUGUACAGCGCUGCCAGAAUGGACAGCAGCGACCAGCGCCAGCGCUCAUUGACCCGCAGCCGGCACGGCAAAGACUUCCACUACAACUCCUCGCUGGACGCUGAGGACUGCUGUGUGCCCACGCAGAAGUCGUACAGCUCCAGCGAGACCCUGAAGGCGUACGACCAUGACUCGCGGCUGCACUACGCCGGCUGCGUGGCUGACCUGGUGCACUGCGACGCCGACGAAUUCACCAGGCAAAGGAACUUCACGCUGGCAGAGCUGGGCCUCUGUGAGGCAGCAGCAACGGCCCACCCGAGCCUGUACUGCUCGGACCUGGGCCCCGCAGCCCGCGGCUACUCGCCAAGCGUGGGCUCAGACGCCGACUCGGACCCAGAGGAGGCCAUGUCCCCGGAGCGCGCCGUGGAACUGUGGGCAGGCCGAGCUGGCAAGUCUGGCCGCAGCUCCGGCCCGUCGAGCCGGGAGAACUCCGCUUUGACACUAACCGACUCAGACAAUGAGGACAAGUCUGAUGACGGAUCAGGUGGCCCCCUCCCUCCCACUCCUGCCUCCAGCCUGCUCCCACCUGCCCCUCCUCCACCUUCCGGCCCCCUCCAACCCGCCCCCCCAGCCGUCAGAGAGUGCCAGGUGCCCCUGCUCGACAGCAGCUCCCCCCGCCCCAUUCUGGAGUCUCACGCUGACGAUGAGUUUUCCCCCAACUCCUAUCUGUUACAGGCCUGCGGUCCUCUUCCUCAGCCCCCCUCCACGGGUCCCCCGAACCACCACGGCCAGUCGAGCCUGCGGCCGCCGCUGCCCCCCUCCCACAACCACCAGACGUUGUCCCACCACAAUGCCUCGGGCAACUCGCUGAGGCGCAACUCGCUGACGGGCCGCCGUGGCCACGCGCCCAUCUCCGGGCCGGCCGAUGGCCCCACCACGCCUGAGUCGGUGCAGCUCCAGGACAGCUGGGCCCUCAACAGUAGCGUGCCGCUUGAGACCAGGCACUUUCUGUUUAAAACAUCUUCUGGGACCACUCCGCUGUUCAGCAGCUCCUCUCCAGGGUACCCCCUCACUUCCGGAACGGUCUAUUCGCCUCCGCCUCGACUGCUGCCCCGAAACACCUUCUCACGGAGUUCCUUCAAGCUGAAGAAGCCGUCCAAGUACUGCAGCUGGAAGUGUGCGGCCGUGUCCGCCAUCACGGCGGCCACGCUGUUGGCUGUCCUGCUCUCCUACUUCAUAGCCAUGAACCUGCUUGGACUCAAUUGGCGGCUGCAGCCCUCAAAUGCUCAUGUGGUCAGCAACAGGCUCGGCACGCAAUUGCCAAGCAACAGCGACGUGACAACAUUGCCCUCUGGGGGCAGAGGACCCUGGAUGCCCCGAAACACCAGCAUCGACACAGGUGAACUCGAGCUGGGCCGACGGGUCACCCAGGAGGUGCCCCCUGGAAUGUUCUGGAGGUCCCUGCUGCACAUCACCCAGGCACAGUUCCUCAAGUUCAAUAUCACCCUUGGCAAGGACGCACUGUUCGGGGUCUACAUCCGCAAGGGGCUACCUCCCUCCCAUGCACAGUAUGAUUACAUGGAGCGGCUAGACGGCCGGGAGAAGUGGAGCGUGGUGGAGUCGCCACGGGAACGGCGCAGCGUGCAGACGGUGGUCCUGAACGAGGCCGUCUUCGUGCAGCACCUGGACCCCGGCAGCUGGCACCUGGCCUUCUACAACGACGGCAAAGAACGCGAGAUGGUCUCCUUCAACACCGUGGUGCUAGAAUCCGUGCAAGAAUGCCCCCAGAAUUGCCAUGGCAACGGCGAGUGCGUGUCUGGAGUGUGCCACUGCUUCCCGGGCUUUCACGGAAUGGACUGCGCCAAAGCUGCCUGCCCGGUCUUGUGCAGCGGAAACGGUCAGUACGACAAGGGCGUCUGCGUCUGCUACAGCGGCUGGAAGGGUCCCGAAUGCGACCUGACGGCCAGCCAGUGUGUCGACCCACAAUGCAGCGGGCAGGGCACCUGUACGGAGGGCACCUGUGUCUGCAACACGGGCUACAAAGGCGAAAGCUGUGAGGAGGUGGACUGCCUGGACCCCGUCUGCUCCGGGAACGGCAUCUGUGUGAAGGGGGAGUGCCACUGCAAGCCGGGCUGGGCGGGGCCCCUCUGCGAGGCCCCCCGCGCCCAGUGCCCCGACCAGUGCCACAGCCGCGGAGCCUACAUCCCGGACACUGGCGUGUGCAGCUGCGACCCCAACUGGAUGGGCCCCGACUGCUCCGUGGAGGUGUGCUCGGUGGACUGCGGCGCCCACGGAGUGUGCAUGGGCGGGGCCUGCCGCUGCGAGGAGGGCUGGACGGGCGCGGCCUGCGACCAGCGCGUCUGCAGCCCACAGUGCAUGAAGCACGGCACCUGCAAGGACGGGAAGUGCCAGUGUCAGCAGGGCUGGAACGGCGAGCACUGCACCAUCGACUAUUUGGAUAAGCUUGACAAAGAUGGGUGCCCGAACCUGUGUAACGGUAACGGCAAGUGCACCAUGGGCCAGAACAGCUGGCACUGCGAGUGCGAGAUGGGAUGGAGGGGUUCGGGCUGCAGUGUCGCCAUGGAGACCUCCUGUGCAGACAACAAGGACAACGAGGAAGAUGGACUAACAGACUGCAUGGAUCCAGACUGCUGCAUCCAGAUUUCCUGCCAGACCAAUCCGCUCUGUCUGGGGUCACGUGACCCUCUGGAGAUCAUUCAACAGACACAACCAUCAGCUCAAAAAGUGAGGUCCUUCUACGACAGGGUGAAAGUGCUGGUGGGAAGGGACGGAACCCACAUCAUUCUCGCCGACAACCCCUUCAACGCCAGUCUGGCGUCUCUGAUUCGAGGGCAGGUUCUCACCAAGGACGGGAGUCCCCUGGUGGGAGUUAACGUCUCCUUCGUGAAAUACCCCCAGUAUGGAUACACCCUCACAAGACGGGACGGAACGUUCGACCUCGUGGCCAAUGGCGGGGGCUCCCUGACGCUGCACUUCGAGCGUGCCCCCUUCCUGAGCCAGGACCGCACCGUCUGGCUGCCCUGGAACAGCUUCUACGCCAUGGACACGCUGGUGCUGAAGACGGAGGAGAACACCAUCCCCGGCUGCGACCUGAGCGGCUUUGCGCGGCCCGACCCCGUGGUAGUGGCCUCGCCGCUCUCCUCCUUCUACAGCUCCCACCCGGGGGAGAAGCCCAUCAUCCCCGAAACUCAGGUGCUCCAUGAGCAGGUGGAGAUUCCCGGCACCAGCCUGAAGCUCUGCUACCUGAGCUCGCGGGCGCCGGGCUACAAGUCCCUGCUGAAGAUCAUCAUGACUCAGGCACUGGUGCCCCUCAGCCUCACCAAGGUGCACCUCAUGGUGGCCGUCGAGGGCCACCUCUUCCAGAAGUGGUUCCACUCGUCCCCAAACCUGGCCUACACCUUCAUCUGGGGCAAGACGGAUGCUUACGGCCAGAAGGUCUAUGGGCUGGCGGAGGCUGUCGUGUCCGUCGGCUACGAGUACGAGACGUGUCCCAACCUGAUCCUGUGGGAGAAGCGGACAGUGCUGCUGCAGGGAUUCGAGUUGGUGCCCUCCCACCUGGGCGGCUGGUCCCUGGACAAGCACCACGUCCUGAACAUCCGCUGUGGGAUACUACACAAGGGCAGCGGGGAAAACGUCUUCGUAUCACAGCAGCCGCCGGUCAUCACGAGCAUUAUGGGUAACGGGCGGCGGCGCAGCAUCUCCUGCCCUAGCUGCAACGGCGUGGCCGACGCCAAUAAACUGCUGGCGCCGGUGGGCCUGGCGACCGGGAUCGACGGCAGCCUUUACGUCGGCGACCUCAACUUUGUGCGCAGGGUGUACCCCUCCCUCAACACCACCGCCAUCCUGGAGCUCAGAAAUAAGGAUUUCAGACACAGCAGCAACCCAGCACACAAGUAUUACCUGGCCGUGGACCCAGUAUCUGGGAUGCUGUUCCUGUCGGACACCAACUCGCGGCAGAUCUUCCGGGCGCGCUCACUUACGGGAGCGAGGCCGCUGUCGGACAACACCGAGGUGGUCGCCGGGACCGGGGAGCAGUGCGUGCCCUUCGAUGAGGCCCGGUGUGGGGACGGCGGCAGAGCCGUUGAGGCCACCCUCAUGAGCCCGCGAGGAAUCGCCGUUGACAAAAACGGCCUCAUGUACUUCGUGGACGCCACCAUGAUCCGCAAGGUGGACCAGAACGGCAUCAUCUCCACGCUGCUGAGGACCAACGAUCUCACGGCGGUGCGGCCGCUCAGCUGUGACGCCAGUAUGGAUGUCAGCCAGGUCCGCCUGGAGUGGCCCACCGACCUGGCGGUGAAUCCCAUCGACAACUCCCUCUACGUGCUGGAGAACAACGUCAUCCUGCGAAUCACCGAGAACCACCAGGUGAGCAUCGUGGCCGGGCGGCCCAUGCACUGCCAGGUGCCCGGCAUCGACUACUCGCUCAGCAAGCUGGCCAUCCACGCGGCGCUGGAGAGCGCCACGGCCAUCGCCGUCUCGCACGCCGGCGUGCUCUACGUGGCCGAGACGGACGAGAAGAAGAUCAACCGCGUGCGGCAGGUCAGCACGGGCGGCGAGAUCUCCCUGCUUGCCGGCACGGCGUCCGACUGCGACUGCAAGAACGACGUCAACUGCAACUGCUUUGACGGCGAUGAUGGCUACGCCGCCGACGCCCGCCUCAACUCGCCGACCUCGCUGGCCGUGUCGCCGGACGGCACUCUCUUCAUCGCCGACCUCAACAACAUCCGCAUCCGCGCCGUGCGCCCCAACUGGCCGCACCCGACGCCGACCGGCCAGUUCCAGGUGGCCUCAGCCCACGAGCAGGAGCUGUACGUCUUCGACGAGGAGGGCCUCCACCUGCAGACGGUGAGCCUCAUCACUGGGGAGACGCUCUACAACUUCUCCUACGCCUCUGACGGCGAGCUAGCCGCCGUGGCCGACAACUGCAACAACACGGUGCGCGUGCGGCGAGACGGGGCGGGCCCAAGUGGCGCCGGACUGCUGCGCCUCAUCCUGCUGCCGGAGAACCAGGUGGUGACGCUGGGCCUGGACCCCGCCGGCAGCCUGCGCUCCGUCUCCGCGCUCAACCGCGAGGUGGCGCUGCUGAGCUAUAACGGGAACACAGGUCUGCUGGUAUCUAAGGCAGAGGAGACGGGCUGGACCACCUUCUAUGAGUACGACAGCGAGGGCCACCUGACCAACGUCACCUACCCUACGGGCGUGGUCAUCAGUCUGCACUACGACAUCGAGCGCUCCAUCAGCAUCGACAUCGAGAGCUCCAAGAGGGACAACGACGUCAGCAUCGUCACCAACCUGUCCUCCGUGGAGGCGUCGUAUACCAUGGUGCAAGACCAAGUCCGAAAUAGCUACCAGUUCUGCUACAAUGGCUCGUUGCAAGUGAUGUACGCCAACGGGAUGGGCAUGAGCUUCCACACGGAGCCUCACGUCCUCGUCGGAGCCGUCAGCCCCACCAUCGGGCGUCGUAACAUCACGCUGCCCACCGACAACGGCCUCAACUCCAUCGAGUGGAGGCUCCGUAAGGAGCAGGCUAAGGGCAAAGUCACCGUGUUUGGCCGGAAACUGCGGGCUCACGGAAGGAACCUGCUCUCGAUAGACUUCGACCGGAACACCCGCACAGAGAAGAUCUAUGAUGACCACCGCAAGUUCAUGCUGCGCGUCAUGUACGACGUGCAGGGCCGGCCGGCCAUGUGGCUGCCCAGCAGCAGUCUGGCCGUGGUCAACGUGUCCUAUGCACCCAACGGCCAGCUCCUAGGCCUGCAGCGGGGCAGCAUGAGCGAGAAGAAGGAGUUUGACUCCCUUGGACGCAUCAUCUCACGCUCCUUUGUAGACGGGAAGGUGUGGAGCUUCAGCUACUUGGACAAGUCCAUGGUGUUGCUUCUUCAAACCCAGAGGCAGUAUGUCUUUGAGUUUGACACCUCUGGUUUCAUCACUUCCGUCACCAUGCCCAGCAUUGCUCGGCACACCAUGUCCACCCACGUCUCCAUCGGCUACAUCCGCAACAUUUACAAUCCACCAGAAAGCAAUGCCUCUGUCAUCCAUGACUUCAGCCAAGAUGGACGGCCGCGGGCCACCUUCUUCUUAGGCACCGGCAGGAGAGUCCUUUACAAGUACGGCAAGCUAGGCAAGCUGUCUGAGGUUCUGUAUGACAGCACAGCUGUCACCUUUGGCUACGACGACACCUCUGGUGUGCUCAAGAUGGUCAGCCUGCAGAGCGGCGGCUAUUCCUGCACCAUCCGCUAUCGCAAGAUGGGCCCGCUCAUUGACAAGCAGAUCUACCGCUUCUCCGAGGAAGGGAUGGUGAACGCCCGCUUCGACUACACGUACCACGACAACAGCUUCCGGGUUGCCAGCAUGAAGCCCGUCAUCAGCGAGAUGCCACUCCCGGUGGACCUGUAUCGCUACGACGAGAUCUCGGGCAAGAUCGAGCACUUUGGCAAGUUCGGCGUCAUUUAUUAUGACAUCAACCAGAUCAUCACCACAGCCGUGAUGACGCUCACUAAGCACUUUGACACUCACGGGCGCAUCAAGGAGGUGCAGUAUGAGAUCUUCCGCUCCCUCAUGUACUGGAUGACUGUCCAGUACGACAGCGUGGGCCGCGUCAUCAAGCGGGAGCUCAAGAUCGGCCCGUACGCCAACACCACGCAGUACCGCUACGAGUACGAUGGCGACGGCCAGCUCAGCGGCGUGAAGGUCAACAACUGGUCGGCAUGGCGCUACAGUUAUGACCUCAAUGGCAACCUGCACCUCUUGAACCCUGGGAACAGUGCUCGCCUGCUGCCUCUGCGCUACGACCUGCGGGACCGCAUCACACGCUUGGGCGACGUGCAAUACCACAUAGACGAGGACGGCUUCCUCAACCAGCGCGGCACGGACUUCUUCGACUACAACUCCAAAGGGCUGCUGGUACGAGCCUACAGCCGAGCCUCUGGGGGUUGGCGGGUCCAGUACAGCUAUGAUGGGCUGGGCAGACGCGUGUCCAGCAAGUCCAGCCUGGGCCAGCACCUGCAGUUCUUCUACGCAGACCUAAACGACCCGACACGCGUCACCCACAUGUUCAACCACUCCAGCUCGGAGAUCACCUCGCUCUACUACGACCUGCAAGGCCAUCUGUUCGCCAUGGAAGUGAGCAGUGGGGAGGAGUACUACAUCGCCUCGGACAACACCGGCACACCCCUCGCCGUCUUCAGCAGCAACGGGCAGAUGGUCAAGCAGCUCCAGUACACGGCUUACGGCGAGAUCUACCACGACUCCAAUCCUGAGUUCCAGCUAGUGGUGGGCUUCCACGGGGGGCUGUACGACCCUCUCACCAAGCUAGUGCACUUCACCCAGCGGGACUACGACGUGCUGGCGGGCCGGUGGACUGCACCAGACUAUACCCUCUGGUCGAAGAUUGGCAAGGAACCAGCUCCUGUUAACCUCUACAUGUUCAAGAACAACAACCCGCUGAGUGACGUGCUGGACAUCAAGAACUACGUCACAGAUGUGAAGAGCUGGCUCGUCAUGUUCGGCUUCAAGCUCAGCAACAUCAUCCCCGGCUUCCCCGCACACACCUCCUACUUCGUGGAGCCGCCCUUCGAGCUCCUGGCCGCUCAGGAGUGCGAGAAUGCUCAGCUGAUCACAGGCGUGGAGCAGGCCGCAGACCGACACAACAGAGCCUUCAUGGCGCUGGAGGGGCGGCUGCUGAACAAAGUCCGGCGGACCAAGCAGGACCAGCCGGGUCACUGGUAUGGCACCAGCGCGCCCAUCACAGGCCGGGGGGUCAUGCUGGCAGUGAAGGACGGCAACGUGAUCACGGGCGUGUCCAGCGUGGCCAGCGAGGACGGCCGCAAGGUGGCGCAGGUGCUCAGCGGCGCCACCUACCUGGAGGGCACACACUACACACAGGACGGCUGCGACUGGCACUUCUUCAUCAAGGUGGGCUCGGUGGACGGGGACCUGCUGGCGCUGGGGCUGGCCAAUGGGCACAAGACCCUGGAGAGCGGCGUCAACGUGACGGUGAGUGGCCGGUCCCGGCGCGGGGCCACAGUGGAGCUCCGCACCGGGGCACUGUGCCUCAGCAUGCGCUACGGGCUGGCGGCAGACGUGGCGGACAAGGAGCGCACGCGCCUGCUGGAGACGGCCCGCCAGAGGGCGCUGUCGCAGGCGUGGACGCGCGAGCAGCAGCGCGCCCGCGAGGGCAAGGAGGGCACGCGCCUGUGGACAGACGGGGAGAGGCAGCAGCUCCUGAGCGCGGGGAAGGUGCAAGGCUACGACGGCUACUACGUGCUGCCCGCGGAGCAGUACCCUGAGCUGGCCGACAGCAGCAGCAACAUCCAGUUUCUGCGACAGAACGAGAUGGGCAGGAGGUAACAGAGCACAAGCCAGCCGUACUUUACUCUCCUAAGGAGAAGAGGCGCAGGCACUCUGACAGCUGCAGGGACUUUUCAAAAGGGAAAAAAAAUAAUAAUAAUAAUCAUAAAUAAAUGAAUAAAUAAAAUUCACUGGCUACCACAGGCAAACACAAAUUACAACCACGAAAAGCAAACUUGUAGGCAAAGCAUUUGGGAAGCACUGAGGUGUGGAAAACAAACAGGACAAAAACUUUUUCAAAAAAAAAGGGGGAAAAAAAAAAACCUUUUUUUAAGAAACUAUUUUUGCCCCUUUUCGGGGGUUUUGGGAAGCGAGAGGCAGUGGGUGAGAUGCCUUGACGGAUCUCCAGGACGAUGGGACAAUAAUGGACCAAGCGCAGAACGAGGUGAGGCCUGGAUUGGUCUGGAGGAACAAAAAAAAAAAAAAGUGGAAAAAAAACAUCACAAAACACGUGACUUAAUCUGAAGGAGCAACAAUCAGUGUCAUUUUUAAAAGCAUCUGACCGGGUCUGAAGGUCCAGAGGGCGCCCAUCAAAGCGGGGGGGUCGGUCUGAAAAACCGCAAACGACAUUAAAGUUGCGGGGGUUGGUGUGCUAGUGAACCGUGUUACUAUCUUAAGGAUCAGUACCACUGCCCACAACUAUAAAUCACGGUCAACUCUCACAAAAAAAAGAAAAACCACACUACUUUGAAGUCUGUCUAAAAAGAUUCACUGCAAAAACAUUUUUUAACUUUAAAUAUUCAAAAUUGUGGCUAUAUUUGCAGUCAAAUUUACCAUAAAUGGUUUUCUUCUUUUUGCCUUUGGUGAAGGUGCAAUGGUCAUUACUUGAGCACUUAAUGUACAGUUUAACCCGGAAAUAAAUCCUCAAUGAAGAAAGAAGUAAUAAGAACCAUUUAUUUUUUUUAUGUUUACUGACAGCUAUUUAUUGUUUUGUGUUCUUCGUACUCUAUGACAAUCAUUAAAGAGUCGCUUAUAUUAUUUAAUGACCUCGUGGACAUAUGAGUUUUUUUGUUUUGUUUUAUUUUCUGGGACGCACAGAUUCAUGACAGUCUGCCUUUAUUUUAAUUUCCUGCCAGGCAAAUUAGUCACAAACAAAAAAAAAAAAUAUGUAAAGUGUUUUGAAAUCGUUUAUACUUUCAAUAAAGUCUUUGAAACUGUGAAACCUGUUUUUCUAAAUAUAACUGUAUGUAAGUGUGUAGCUAUCUAUACACUACACUGUAGAACACUUUUCAAGCUAUCGAGUUUUGUGCACUGAUGAUUUCUGACAGGAGCUGGUUUAUUAUGGGAUGUCCAACCAAUAGCUGCCAUUACUACUAUAAAAAUGUGACGUUUACUUCCAAUAAACAAAAUAUUAAACGUU